CAACUUCAUCCCAUGUUUUACUAUUCAAUUACGCCAACAUGCCUCUCGCCGACUACCUCGCCAGCAGAUACCUCUCGACAGAUCAAAAGUCAUCCAAAAAGCGCAAACGGAAAGACGUAAGCAACGGCCUAACAAUAGCUGAAGACGAUCCCAACGACUGGACCAAACCCAAAGGCGAGAACGACGAGGAUGACGACGCCCCAAUACUCAUAAACGGCACCCUUGCCAGCGGUCUGAACAAACCGACCAAGAAAUCGAAAUGGCUUAAAGUCGGCACCGCCGCACCUACGAACGCCGAACAAGCAGCCGCCGAUGCCAUUCUCGCAGACGCACGAGCAGACUCCGCGAAACGUGCGGCCCAGGACGAAGAUGCACCUGCGAUUGUAGGAGAGGAUGGCGAGGAGUACGAUGGCCCGACCAUGGCGUCAGGCGCCUCGGCCGGCUUGCAGACGGCGGAGCAAGUGACUGCGGCGCUGAGGCGGAAGGAGAAAGCUGAGCGCAAACGGAUGAAGGAGGAAGGGUUGGAUCCGGAUGGCAAAGCAAAGGAGACCAUCUACCGUGAUGCGAGCGGGCGGAUUAUCAAUGUUGCUAUGAAGCGGGCGGAGUUGCGGGUGAAGGCUGAGGAAGAGGAGCGGAAGAAGGCGGAGGAACUUGAGAGUCGGAAGGGCGAUGUGCAACGGAGGGAGAAGGAGGAGAGGAAGAGGGAGUUGGAAGAUGCGAAGGUGAUGGGUGUGGCGAGGUAUGCGGAUGAUGCUAAGUUGAAUGAUGAGCUGAAGGAGCGGGAGAGGUGGAAUGAUCCUAUGGCGCGGUUGAUUGAGAGUAAGAAGAGUAGUAAGACUGGUGGUAGUGGUGGGAAGAGCAAGGGAGGGGGUAAGACGUACCAGGGCGCUUUCGAGCCGAAUCGGUAUGGCGUUCGUCCCGGGUGGAGGUGGGAUGGUGUGGAUCGCGGGAAUGGGUUUGAGAGGAAGUGGUUUGCUGCGAGGAAUAAGCGGAAGGAUCGGGAGGAGUUGGAGUAUCAUUGGCAGAUGGAUGAGUAAUGAAUGAAUGAGCGACGACAUGGGCAGGCAUUUAGCAUCAUAAUGGUCAAGGUAGGUCUUUUCAAAGGCAUGGUCUACGGCGGCAUACAUCUGUCAGCCCUGUUAGCACAUUAUAAAUCUCCCGACCCAGU
Messenger RNA from Baudoinia panamericana UAMH 10762, 1168 nucleotides. RefSeq lists its product as uncharacterized. Gene Ontology annotation, cellular component: U2-type spliceosomal complex; RES complex. Lineage: Eukaryota; Fungi; Ascomycota; Dothideomycetes; Mycosphaerellales; Teratosphaeriaceae. The transcript has a single exon. The record is from RefSeq and is a predicted model, not a curated record. The coding region runs from base 39 to 1037 and encodes 332 amino acids. Gene Ontology annotation, molecular function: RNA binding. Gene Ontology annotation, biological process: mRNA splicing, via spliceosome.